Molecule: messenger RNA, 1751 nt
Organism: Phytophthora sojae
Lineage: Eukaryota; Oomycota; Peronosporomycetes; Peronosporales; Peronosporaceae
Exons: 1
Coding region: 1-1680 (559 amino acids)
Biological process (GO): amino acid transport; transmembrane transport
Cellular component (GO): membrane
Molecular function (GO): amino acid transmembrane transporter activity
Source: RefSeq, a predicted model, not a curated record
AUGGAGCACCAACCGACGUUCAUGGAGAACUUGCUCCGCACGAAGCCGCUGCGUGUCAUCAAAGCUGAGGAAGCGGCCGAGGAACUCCCCCGCCAAAUGGGACUUUUCGACCUGCUUUGCAUCGGUAUCUCCGCGUCUGUGGGCAGCGGCAUCUUCUCCACGACUGGCGAGAUCAUCUCGGGCACCGCGGGGCCUGCGGCGUUCGUCAGUUGGCUCAUUGCUGGUGUCGUGUGCAGCAUCAACGCUCUCGCGUACAUGGAGAUGGUGACUCAAGUGCCGUCGUCGGGCAGUACCUACGCCUACUCGUUCUACGCCCUCGGAGAGCUGCCGGCCGUGAUCGCAGCGUGGCUGGUCUCACUUGAGUACGGUGUGUCGGGUUCCGGUGUCGCUCGCAGUUGGGCUACCAAGGUGCAAGAGUGGCUGGAAGAGGAACACCCGACGCACUCGUACCAGUGGCUGAACGAAGACUACACCAACCUGCUGGGCGCAGUUCUCAUGGCGCUGUGCGUGGCGGUGCUUCUUAUGGGCAUUCGCUUUAGCAAAUGGUUCAUCAACGUGUUUACGACCAUCAAGGUGUUCGUGGUGCUCUUCAUCAUCGUCGCGGGUUUCGUGUACAUCGACGCUGACAACCUCUCGCCCUUCGUGCCUGAGCGCCAGAGCAUCGACGGAUCCAUGGCAUUCGGCGUGCAGGGAAUCAUCACGGGAGCGUCGUCCGCCUUCUUCGGAUACGUUGGUUUCGAUGAGGUUUGCUGUCUGGCCGCCGAGGCCAAGAACCCCAAGAAGAUCAUGCCACUCGCUGUCAUCGGAACCGUGUUUGGCAUCAUGUUCCUUUCGUCGUUUGCAUCGCUCGCGCUGUCGGGUCUGGUCCCGUACCGCCAAGCCGAGAGCUUUGGCGCUGGUUUCGACUACGCGGGCCAAAAUUGGGCGGCGCAGAUCGUCCGUGCUGGUGAGACGUGUACCAUGCCGCUGGUGGUGCUGGUGAGCUUCCUGGCGCAGCCGCGUUUGAACUACGCGCUCUCGUGCGACGGCCUGAUGCCCCGUAUCUUCGCCAAGGUCGACGAGAAGGGCAACCUGUUCGAGAACACCCUUAUCACGGGCGUCGUGUUCACGGUCGUCGCGUUCCUCGUGCCGUUCGACACGCUUUGGGAUGUCGUGAGCUUCGGCAUCCUGCUGUCGUUCAACAUGACCAACUCGUCGCUGCUCAUGGUCCGCAUGCGUCGCCAGUCGCCCACCCUGGCGCCCAAGCUCAUCGGUGGUAUGGUUGGAUCCGCGUGGCUGGCUGCCUUCUUCUACCAGAUCGGCUACUCGAACGAGGGUCACGUUUGGUGCCUCGUUCUGGGCAUUAUCUUCCUCGUAGCCACGGUGGUUGUGACUAUUGUCAUGUACUUCAAGUGCCCUCAGGACCACCCGGGCGCCGACAGCUUUUCCUCGCCGCUUGUGCCGUUCAUCCCCAUGAUUUCGGUGCUCGCCAACUUCUACUUGGCCGCGCAGAUUAACUACACCGGCAUCUACGCGAGUAUUGCGUGGUUAGCGGCCAGCGUCAUCUUCUACUUUAGCUAUGGCUACAAGCACUCCGCCGGUCGCACUGGAUGGAGCUCGUUGCUGAGUCUUCCCCGCGAGUCCUCGCUGCGUUCGCCCAUGAUCUCGGCCGCUACCGACAAGAAGCAGCUCCAGGAGUAGAACAGUAGAAAAAAGUUUGUUAAUCGUACAAGUAUACACACAUCAGUAGAACUUCUGCACUUUUGCCCCCG